Messenger RNA from Trifolium pratense (red clover), 1499 nucleotides. RefSeq names its product heat stress transcription factor A-2c-like. Gene Ontology annotation, molecular function: DNA-binding transcription factor activity; RNA polymerase II cis-regulatory region sequence-specific DNA binding. Gene Ontology annotation, cellular component: nucleus. The record is from RefSeq and is a predicted model, not a curated record. The coding region runs from base 876 to 1262 and encodes 128 amino acids. The transcript has 2 exons. Lineage: Eukaryota; Viridiplantae; Streptophyta; Magnoliopsida; Fabales; Fabaceae. Gene Ontology annotation, biological process: regulation of transcription by RNA polymerase II.
CUUAGAUUUUGGUGGCAGAAUAUAGUUUACCUUCACCAAAGUCACCAACCAAAUGAGAGAACAAGAAGCUCACUCUUCAUUCAUUCAUUCAUUCUUCUACUUCUGAAAAAAAGAAGCCUUUCCAUAAAUUCCAUGCUUAUCCUAUUUCCAUUCAUUUGAUUCCAAUCAAUUAUUAUUAUAUAGUGACUCUUUUUACAAGUGUUACCACUCAAUUGAAGGAACAAGUUGAAUUUCCCUUUCAAUACAUAUACUAAUACCAUAUCCUAUCCAAAGUAUUAUAAAAUCAGUGUGCCAACCAAAACCACUCUCUCCAACAUGUGAAUCCCCACAAACAAUAUUAAUUUAAUCAAACAAUAAUAUAUAGUUUCCCCACCAUUAUAUCAAAUAUUUCCUUCCUCUUUAACUUCCAGAACUUUCUUAACAAAGAACCCACUUGCUAUUCAUAGAAAGGAUUAAUCAACUAAUCAAUAAAAUAACACAAUAUUGCUUCCAAGAUGUCUAGAAUGUUCUUAAUAAUACAAUUUUUUUAAUAUUAAUGUUUCUCACUAUAGUUCACUCUCUCUUUCUAUAUAAACCUUCACAACACUUCCUCUUAUAGCUUUCUUCAAAUAUAGGUAAGACACCUCAUCAAGUUCUUAUUCAACUGUCUUAACUAGUUUCCAUAUUUCUUCUUUCACUAAAAAUUCCCAAAUUUUCAAUGCUUCAUUUUUUUACUUUUUUUCUUUCAACUUCUUUGAAUCAAGCUCUUUCUCUUAAUAAGCUCAUUUUCACUUCUUUUAAACCCCCCCUCUAUUUUAACUUCUUUUAAAACACUCAAAAAUUAAUUUUCUGCUGCGACUUUCUUUAUUGUUUUCGAGCAACCUGAUCGUGAUAAAAUGAACUAUUUGUACCCGGUGAAAGAAGAGUAUUUGGAAAUUGAAGCAACAUCAUCGUCGGCGUCGACGACAUAUGAAAGAGGAAGUGAUGAGGGAUCAAUGGUUGUUAUUCCACGGCCAAUGGAGGGACUACAUGAAGUAGGACCACCACCAUUUCUAACCAAGACUUAUGAUGUUGUGGAGGACCCCACAACAAGUCACAUAGUUUCAUGGAACAGAGAUGGUGCUAGCUUUGUUGUUUGGGAUCCAAAUGCUUUCUCAAGAGAUCUUCUUCCUAGAUACUUCAAACACAACAAUUUCUCAAGUUUUGUUAGACAACUCAACACUUAUAUAAAGUUCCUGGUCCAAGAUUCAAUGGAUUUGAGAAUAGAUGAGGGCCAAGAGUAGAUUGUGAUGCUGUAGAUAGCCAUACUUUGAAUCACUGACUUCACUAAUUGCACUCUACCGGCUAUUGAUAAUAAAGAAGUCUUCCAAGCUGAAAGUUUAACUUUGAUUUUAUCGGCAAUGGAUAGAAAUAACUAGCUUUUGGCCGGAUCUUGUUAUUGGCUUUGUUCUUAGGUUUUAGUACUCCUAUGUACUUUUUCCCCGAUGUGGGUAGAGUACGUCUUCUACAUUUUCCUCCCA